Messenger RNA from Aspergillus ruber CBS 135680, 1717 nucleotides. Its product is annotated as GNAT family N-acetyltransferase. The transcript has a single exon. Bases 313 to 1449 code for a protein of 378 amino acids. The record is from RefSeq and is a predicted model, not a curated record. Gene Ontology annotation, biological process: mitotic sister chromatid cohesion. Gene Ontology annotation, cellular component: NatA complex. Lineage: Eukaryota; Fungi; Ascomycota; Eurotiomycetes; Eurotiales; Aspergillaceae.
AGGAUGACCACAAAGAACAGACCCCGUGAUCGCGCUAUUCAGCAAGUCCAAAAUCGCAUAUAUAGAUUGGGUGUGUUCCUUCUGGUACGUUUUCUAUCGUCAACCGGGCUGGUUGUUACAGCGUUGGUCGGAUCCCAACGGCGGCGUCGCUGGUCUUCGCAUUAAAGGCUCCUCCGCCGACCGGCCAUCUUAUCUUAUCGCAUAUCCGCGGUUUCUCUUCACGCCGUCGCGUUUCGUUCUCGCCAGGCAACGGCGGUAUUCCCUGUCCUUAGUUGUCUAGGUACCCUAUCCAGUUGCUUGCUGCAUUUUAGGAUGGCAUAUCAACUCUUUUCCAAGGCACAUCAGCCGAAAAACCAGACAUCCACCACUCCUCCUACCCAAAACCCUUAUAAUGACAGAUACCGACCACCGAUUCACCCACCACCACCACUGCCUCCGUCGGCAGUUCCAGCAUCCAAGCCACCAGCAAGCAACGGGGAUACAGCCAUCGAACCCACUCCGUAUCCAUACCCAACCCCGUCGGGCUACCCAACUCCCCACCCCCAUAUCACGAUUGAGACGGUCAACACGGCACAUAUUCCUUCACUGACCCGAAUCACCGGCCUGCUUCUUCCAAUCCGCUAUCCGAAUUCCUUCUAUACCGCGACUGUCAUGGAUCCUGUCAUUAGUUCGCUGUCUCGCGUCGCUAUCUACCAUGACCAUCCCGUCGCCGAAUCCGCUACAUCGACACCUUCACUGAAAGCUAGUCCGGCUGCAGGUAGCGCAAGGAAUAUCGGAGCUGAUAAGGUUAUUGGUGGUAUAAGAUGUCGACUGGAGCGGUUACCUCAGACAACGGCAGAGCUCCUACGUAUCAGCCAAUUGCAUGGAAAUUUGACACAAGAGCCAACGAAUUUGUACAUCCAGACCCUACAUUUGCUUUCACCAUACCGGGGGAAUGGUGUCGCAGCAUCCCUACUCAACGCUUUGCUAUAUGCUACACCACCUGGGCAUAGUUCGGCUUCAAGAACUGGAGAGGGUGGUGGUGCAGGUCACCAGGUGUCGAGAUUGGUCAAACACUACAAUAUCCGCUACGUCACCGCUCAUGUACACGAAGCAAACGACGAAGGGUUGAAAUGGUAUAUGGCCCGGGGAUUUCAAGUAGAGGAUGGUGUGAUAGAGAAGUACUACCGACGACUCAACCCCUCAGGCGCCAGAAUCGUCAAGCUUGCGUUACAAUGGAAAGACGACGAUGAGGAUGACGAAGGGAUUUCCGGUUUGAAAAAUGGAGGCGAGGAGCAAAAUAAAGAAGAAAGUCCCUAUGAUGGUGACGAGGAGGAUUGGGAGAAGGUCGAGGCGGAAGACGAAGACGAGAAACAAGACCAUGGAGUCCGACCUUUUACGGAUUCAAGAAUUCUUGAUGUUGAUGAGGGAGGUAGUAGGAAGAGGAAGGCUGAGGAGGAGCCACUGUGAUGAUAUCCUAUUCUUUCAGUUUUCUUUGUUUUGGCGUUGAUAUAAGUCUACGGUUUUGCUCAUUAGGAUACCCUUUCGCCUUCCUUUACUAUGUAUAUUUGAUACGCAGCAAGAUACAUUUAUAAUGCACAGGAACAAUGGAGCGGGAUGGUGACAGAUUAUUCUUGAUCGAUCAGGCUCUUAAGGCAUAAAUAUAGCAAUGUCCCUAUAUGGAACAGCAGAGAUAUUCCCGUCCAAUAAGAUCGAGCCAGCGGAAUGACCUAUCGGA